Molecule: messenger RNA, 1083 nt
Organism: Odocoileus virginianus texanus
Lineage: Eukaryota; Metazoa; Chordata; Mammalia; Artiodactyla; Cervidae
Source: RefSeq, a predicted model, not a curated record
ACCAAGUGGUAUUUCUUUUUCCUUCCAGGAAGGGGUGCUCAUCUGGACAUUUUCGACCAAAAAGUAUGUCUAUGGUGAACUUUAUCAGAAUCGUGCUAGAGUAUCAAACAACGCUGAGCAGUCAGAUGCCUCCAUCACCAUUGACCAGUUGACCAUGGAUGACAAUGGCACCUAUGAGUGCUCCGUCUCACUGAUGUCAGAUCUGGGUGGCGUCUCCAAGUCACGUGUCCAUCUCUUGGUCCUUGUGCCGCCCUCCAAGCCAGACUGCAGCAUUCAGGGAGAGACCGUCAUUGGGAACAACAUCCAGCUGACCUGCCAGUCAAAGGAGGGCUCCCCAGCCCCUCAGUACAGCUGGAAGAGCUACAAUGUCCUGCACCAAGAGCGUCAAGUCACAGCAGUCACAGGACAGACCUUCUCUCUGAAGAACAUCUCCACAGAAAUGUCGGGUUACUACAUCUGCAUCUCCAGCAAUGAGGUGGGGACCGAAUCCUGCAACAUCACUGUGGCUGUCAGACCUCCCUCCAUGAACGUGGCUCUGUAUGCGGGCAUCGCUGGGGGCGUGGCUGCGGCUCUCAUCAUCAUCGGCAUCAUCCUUUACUGCUGCUGCUGCCGGGACACCGGCAAGGCUGAGGACACCGACGUCGCACGGCCGAACCGGGCGGCCUACCGGGAGCCACCAGAGCAGCUGACAGAGCUUUCCGGAAGACAAGAAGAGGAGGGAGAGGAUGACUACAGGCAUGAAGACCAGAGGGACGCCGGCCGAGAGACCCCUGACCAGGCUGGCCGAUGAUCCAGGCCUGCUGCAGGCUGGGGUCAGUGGGAGGAUUAAGUGGUCAUCCCCCUGCCUCAAGGCCUCUCCUCUCCUUUCCAAACCUGACUUUUCUGACCCUUUGCCCCAGUUAUUGAGGGAUGCUUCAUUCCCCAUGUUGGCUGCUGGAGGACUUGUCUUGGCCUAGCCAAGGGGACAUCACUUCUGAGUGACCUGCCAAGUGCCCUCCCCUUUGAAGUGACCCUCCUAUUACAGCGCAGGGCCCUUCACCCUGGACUAGGCAGCAGCCUCCACUUCCCCAUGGCACUCCUGCU